Messenger RNA from Penicillium oxalicum, 153 nucleotides. RefSeq lists its product as uncharacterized. The coding region runs from base 1 to 153 and encodes 50 amino acids. The transcript has a single exon. The record is from RefSeq and is a predicted model, not a curated record. Lineage: Eukaryota; Fungi; Ascomycota; Eurotiomycetes; Eurotiales; Aspergillaceae.
AUGAAUCAGGUCCUAUUUCACUUUAUCAUGCAGUAUUGUAAAAGAAGCAGUGAGGAUGGCACUGUCAAGUUGGUCCUUGCGCUAUGCUUUCCUUGUAAGGGAUUGAUGGAAGCGCUUACAAUCUGUCAAGGCAAUGAUACGCCGUGUACGUGA